GCUAGCUAACAGGAGAUAGUGAUGGAAAUGGAAAUGGGGAUGGACUUUCUUUGGCCUCACCACCAUCAACACCCUCCUCCUCCUCUUCCUCCUUCCUCACAAGUACCAGAUGCCUUCUCCUACUACUUCUAUUACCCUCCGUUCGCCGCGGCCGCGGCCGCCACGACGGACAACCCAACGCCUCCGGCAGUUUCAAGGUCAAGGGCGUCAAGAUCGAGGGCGGUGGUGAGGAAAGACAGGCAUAGCAAGAUAUGCACGGCGGGGGGGAUGAGGGACCGGCGGAUGCGGCUGUCCCUGGACGUGGCCCGCCGCUUCUUCGCCCUCCAGGACAAGCUGGGCUUCGACAAGGCCAGCAAGACGGUGCAGUGGCUCCUCGACAGGUCGACGGCCGGCAUCAACCACCUCGCCGCCUCCAUGUCCUUGUCGGAGGAGGACGGGUCGGUGCUCCUGGACCAGGACAACAACGACCACGCCAUGGCCAUGGCGGCCGAUGCUGAAACAAACAAGCAGCAGGAGCAGAUGCCGAAGGCUAGGAGAAGUCCAGCUCCUGCUGCUCCAAGGAAGAAGAGCAAAAAUGGCGGCGCCCCUGUUCUCCUCCCCGACAAAAAGGCGUCCAGGGCGAGGGCGAGGCAGCGGGCCAGAGAGAGAACCGAGAGGAACCGCCUCCGGUCGGAAGCUCCGGCUCCGGCUCCGGCGCCAGCGGGGCAGCCAGUGGUUCCGGCAGCAGCCUGCAGCAACAACUACUACGAGGAUGGGGAGCAAGAGCCAUGGGAACUGGGAGGAGUUGUCUUUGCCAAACCACGCAUCCAGUACUGAUCAUCCAGUCGAAUAAAGGCCAUCCAAAUCGGUACUUGCAGAGGCUCCUCUAUCUUCGAUUCGUACGUAGUACGUGUGUUUCCAUUAACUGAUUGCUUUUCUAUCUCGAUCUUGCCUCUUUUUUUUUCUUUCUCUGCAACAACUUCAUCCAUCCAUCAGUGAUGAAUGGAUGGAUUAAUCUAUUUGCUUGCUUUGUAGUACAUCUUGCGCUGUUUAUGGAUUAUAUUUCUGAAUGAUCAUCGAGUGCUUUAAUUUGUUGAUGUGACUUACUAGUUUGUAACCAUGACAAGAAUAUAACUUGCAACCCUUCUCUAUAUGUGUAGAAAGAUGAGAGAUGAAAUAUUGUUUGAGCUACCAUGCUAGAGUUUAAAGAUACAACGUCACUUCACCCGCCUUAAUUCUUAAUCUUUGGUGGAAAAGGAAACUUUGUGUUUUUGAAACAAGUUGAAAAUGGAAGAUGUAUAUAUUACCCUCCAGCAUCUGUAUCGUUGAUGCAUGCGUAUAUGUCAUAUCUUUAUUAUGGACCAAACCCAAAAUAGCUACUCGGUUUUCUUAGUUUCUUUCGCAACACAUAAUUACAUGAUAAUAAUUUCAUGGUUUACCUUAGUUCCUUAGAUAUAUGUGUGUCCACACUUGUUCAUCACCAGCAACUAAUGUUACAAAUUUUGUCUGGUUGUUAUAUCAGUUGAUACUCUUUAGUCCCAAUGAUAUUUGAAACAAUAUUUUUAUGUUCAAUCAAGAAACAUGCAAAUAUUAGAUAACGAAGCAGCAUGUAUAUAACAUUUAUAUCGCAUGAAAAAUAUCCAGCACCUAACUUAAUUAAGCUUAGUUAGAUGUAUACAAUUUUGAUGACAUGAAAAUGUUCAGCACCAGAAUUUUACAUCACAAAAUAAAUCAUACUGAUACACAUUUAACCAAAAUGCAACAGCAAGAUUCCAUUAAUUAAGGAAUUUAGUAUCAUGCAAGUUUCUCUUAUUACAUCAUCGAGAAAUACAUAAUAUGUUGUGUCCUUCUCAAACGAUACUAUAUGUUUGCUAGAAACAUUUAUUAAUAGUACUAUUCGAUAGCUCUGUUUGCAGUACCACAGCAGAUAGGCGCCAUUAAUACAUGUGGACAACACAUAUGCAUCCAAACAGGGGCUAUAAGACCAAAAGCAGUAGUAAGAUAGAUCAUUGCACACACUACUAUACUGUUAAGCAAAAACAAAAUCUAUUAUUUGCAUCAUGUAACUGAUUGGGAAGUACGAGCAGCCGACAGAACUAGUACCGAGGACAGGCGACAACGACACAACACUAGCUUAAAGUGUCCAUGUUGCUGGCAGAUCAGUUUGUCAUCCACGUACAUGCACUACUAUGGAUUUUGGUUUCAUGUAUGCAAACCAUCAACCCUAUCCAUGCAUGCAUGCACUCAUCAGUAGUACCAAUCACACACAUCAGGAGAAAAGUUGACAAGCCAUAAUGUAUCAGAAGAAUCAAGUAAAUAAUAAUAUACAGUACUAAUUAAUUAACUAGUUCAUCCAAUGUAAGGUAGUAAUUAAUACGAUAUCCUCAGAUCCUUCCAGUUUUCGCCAGAUUCUGCAUAAAAUUAUCAGUCAAUAAUAAUUCUAGAGUAAACAUCUAUAGCGGACCUCUUUAAUUAUUAUCUAAUUGAAUGACACAUGGAUUAAACUGUGACUUAUAUUAACUUGUAUAAUUUUUGUAUGGAGGCAUGCAUGCAUAUCACUUCCCAGAAACAUAAUAAGUACUCAAGUAGUACCACAGAGCCUAGUACAUAAUCUUAACCUCUGAUCUUACAGGCAUGACAAAGUACUAAUGAGGUAUCUGCACCAAGGAAAUGUGCUGAUUGAAUAAAUUAUCAGUUAGGCUCUACGUGAAAGCUAUUUUCAGAAAUUUCAGAAAACGGCACUUUAAUUGGUUGUGUAAUAGAAAGGCACUAACCCAUUGGAUAAUAAUGACAUGUGAUUUAUAACUGUGUGAUCUUUCUUGAGAGUAGAAUCACCACACGCACAGUACAUAUAUAUGAUUCAGAGUGUGUCUGCCAGACUGAAUUACACAAUGUUGUAGGAACUAGCAUUGCAUGCAGAUCAAGAAUUUCUAUCUUUUUUCUAGCUGAAUCAAAUAGCAUGUUUCCUUUUAUAAAUAUAGUUACCUCCUCUGUUUUUGUAUACAAGGCCAUUAUCAAAAAUACAAUUUGCAUCUAUACAAGGCCACUAUCUCUUCCCGAGAAGACUUGCUUAACUAGCCUGCAGGAACACGUGAGUUUUUUCACACAAUUAUCAAAAACAUAGGGAGAACCAUUAUCCACCCCCCCCCCCCCCCCCCCCCACCAAGAGGAAGUAUGACCACAUAUAUCUGUACCAUAGUAUAUUUGUUAGGGAUGCAAAUUUGGCACCUCCAGGGUACCCUCCGACCCUACUUAGUUCAACUGAAUGAACUAAAUUAGGAAAAAUUAGUUUAUUUGGUUGAACUAAGAAGGGUCAGAAGGUACCCUUUAGGUUCCCAAUUUGCAUUCCGAAAAUGGUGGCGCUACUUGCCUCAUAAUUCUUUCUACAAACCAUGUGUCUUUUUUCAUCAGAAUAAAAUGAAUAAAUCUUGUCACAACGUUAGUCACUACCUUUUCCAAACCUUCACAUACAACUCUUGCAGGCCUUCAUUGCACCAGUCAUGACGCAUGUCUCUUCCAGAAGAUAAUUCAGUGAAGGACAUGCCUCUUGAUUGUUAAAGUGAUUAUUUUUCCACGCAUA
Molecule: messenger RNA, 3559 nt
Organism: Aegilops tauschii subsp. strangulata
Lineage: Eukaryota; Viridiplantae; Streptophyta; Magnoliopsida; Poales; Poaceae
Source: RefSeq, a predicted model, not a curated record